Sebastes umbrosus (honeycomb rockfish) is the source of this 2367-nucleotide messenger RNA. Its product is annotated as G1/S-specific cyclin-D2-like. Gene Ontology annotation, molecular function: cyclin-dependent protein serine/threonine kinase regulator activity. The transcript has 5 exons. The record is from RefSeq and is a predicted model, not a curated record. Gene Ontology annotation, cellular component: cytoplasm; nucleus; cyclin-dependent protein kinase holoenzyme complex. NCBI's taxonomy places the organism in Eukaryota, Metazoa, Chordata, Actinopteri, Perciformes, Sebastidae. The coding region runs from base 266 to 1153 and encodes 295 amino acids. Gene Ontology annotation, biological process: mitotic cell cycle phase transition; positive regulation of G1/S transition of mitotic cell cycle; regulation of cyclin-dependent protein serine/threonine kinase activity.
GUCCGGUUUGACUCCGAGCAAGGCGGCCGCAGCAGCAGCAGCAGAAGAAGAAGAAGAAGCAGAAACUGAGAGAGGCAGCAGGACUGGAGCUAAAAACCCAGCUCAACUCAGCCUCAUGCUUCACUGUGGGCUCUUCUCCUCCUCCUGUCCAGCUGCCGACAACAUUGUAACCAUUAUUUAUCAGUUAUUCGUGUCAUUUAGCCAGUAAAAGAGUGUUUAAAGCCCCGAACAGUGGAGGGGAGGAGAAGGAGAAGAGGCCGUAGUCAUGGAGCUCUACUGCCUGGAGACGGACCAUGCAGCAGUCAGAGCUCAGCAAGACCCAAACAUCCUCUAUGAUGACAGAGUGCUGCAAAGCUUAUUAACCAUUGAGGACAGGUUUUUACCUCAAUGCUCUUAUUUCCAGCGGGUCCAGAAGGAUAUUCAGCCUUAUAUGAGACGAAUGGUUGCAGGUUGGAUGCACGAGGUGUGUGAAGAGGAGAAGAGUAAUGAAGACGUCUUCCCUUUAGCCAUUAAUUAUUUGGACAGAUUUUUAGCGGUGAUGCCCACCAGAAAGAGUUAUUUGCAGCUCCUGGGAGCUGUGUGCAUAUUCCUGGCCUCCAAGUUAAAGGACUGCAGGCUGCUAUCAGCAGAAAAACUUUGCAUGUACACAGACAACUCCAUCACACCACGGGAACUGCUGGACUGGGAGCUGGUCGUGCUGGGGAAGUUGAAGUGGAACAUGGCCUCGGUCAUCCCAAAUGAUUUUAUAGAGCACAUCAUUCGCAGGCUUCCCCUUCCCAAAGACAAGCUGGCGAUGGUCCGCAAACACACGCAGACAUUCAUUGCCCUCUGUGCCACAGAUGACCGCCUUGCCAUGAACCCUCCUUCCAUGAUCGCCACUGGCAGCAUGGGAGCCGCCGUCUGUGGCCUGCAGCUGGACCACAGUGACCAGAGGCUGAGUCGAGACAACCUGACAGACCUGCUGGCCAAGAUCACCAACACAGAGGUGGACUGUUUGAGGGCGUGCCAGGAGCAAAUCGAGCGUGUGCUGGCCUCCAGCCUGCAGCAGGGCCGGCAGUACCGGCAGGAGACCGGCGUCCGAGCAGGAAACAAGGCGAGGGAGCAACAAGACCAGUCCAGCACCCCCACAGAUGUACGUGAUGUCAACUUAUGAACUCCCAUCACCACAUGACUCACACACCACCACCACCACUCACGCCUGUUUACCAAUGAACUAACGGGGUUGCCCGGAGAGCUGCCAGUAUCGACGUCAAGGCGCCACAUGAGUGAUGGUGACAAAUCUAUGAACUUUUAGAAAAUAAGAAAUUUCUAGUUUUUCUCCUUUUUUUGCCCCAUUCAUACCCGGUUGGGUUCACCUUUUAUACGGGCCACAUGUAAUCAAACAAGCUAUUUAAAUAAGCAAAAAAACUUGAUAGUGCCUUCGGUUUCCCUGAAUGGAAACCUGAAUAUAUUUUCAUACUUGAAAAAAAAAAAAAUUAUAUGAAAUAUACAUAUUUCUUUUGAUACAACCUAGUAUAAAAAUAAAUACAUAAUGUAUAUUUAGCUAGCAUUUAGUUACUCUUUUAUCCUCGUUAGUGAGCAGUUAUCAAUUCACAGUUUUAUUGGGUUUUCCUCACCUGUGCAGGAGAACUAUAAUUAAAAUGUUGAUACAGUACGUGGCAUUUAGAUAUCCAGUCAGAGGAUCGCUACUGUAGCUAGCUGCUCUCUCUCUCUUAUCCAUUAAAUACUGUGCACCUGUAGCACUGCUUACUAUUUAUGCUGAAAAGUGCUGGCCGGGAGUGGGCUGGGCCUGCUCACAGAGGACGGACCUGAGGGGCUUUGAGGUGUGGAGCAGUGGCUACUGUUAGAGGUUAACACAGAGGACAAGGUCAGUUAUUAAGGUCUUGAUUACACUGCCAAAUCCACAGACCAGUACAGUAUGCUAUAGGACGACAUGUAUCAUAAUUCAACGAGGCUACAUUAUUAUUCUGUUCUUGGUCUAGCUCCUAGAGAAGUAGGUGGUUUGCAGGUGAUUUGAGCCUCAGCUAGGUGAUGUUACUAGAGGAAAAGGCAAGUUUGGUUUUAGAGGAAAUGGAUGCAAGUCGAAGGUUUUCUUGUGAGAUGGUUUUUGGAAAAAGAAACGCAUGUGUAAAGUGCUGGAUUUGAUGAAUGAUAGCGAGACGGCGAGGAAGUUAACUUAAGCUAUGUAAUGUUUCUGCAGUUGCACCAUACGGAGGAAGAAUGUCCGAUCAGAGGAGGAUCAGAUUAGUUGUGCUGCAGUUUUUCGGUAACACUUCAUUUUACAGGUCUGCAAAUGUCAUGGUAAUUAGGUGAUAAUUAGCAAGUAACCUAUUUGAAAUUUGUUUGAAAUUACUCCAAUAUUUACCU